GAUUUCUCUUUGUACAUGCGAAGCUGUAUCACGAUACCCUUUAGGGUGCUUUCCUGUUUUGCGUUGCGUUGCUGAUACCCCCUUCAUGCUGCGGCUUCUGCGGCCUCUGAGUGACCACAUGCCUAAACGAGGCCAUUCUUUUCUUUGUGUUGGUUCAUGAGAGCGUCAUGGAUUCAGAAAAAGGAUGGAGUUUUUUUUCCCUUUUGGUGGUUGAUAGCGUUUGGAGCCACGGAACCUAAUCCUAUAUACCCCUCCUGGCAUCACUUUGUUUUACUGUCUUGCUUCGAGGGUUGCUUUGAUGAAGCUUGGGAAAAUACGGCGUGUGAUUGCACUUUAAUGUACAUGAGGAGGAUAAAGAGAGGGCAGAAGAUACAAAAUGAGGAGAGCCGAAGGAUAAAGCGAGGAGCGAGUGCUAUGCUAGCCUCGAAGUUAAUGUAUAACUAUGCAGUAUCAUUGAAGAUAUUUCCAGUACUUUGCCUCGCUUACUUGGUCAGAUCCAUGUAACCGUCUCAGCCUUAGCUAACUGUGGCUUGAUCAGAUCAUGUUGGAUGUGACAGAAUAUGGUGACAUGGCUCGGGUCGUACACAAGAUGGUAACAUUGAGGUAUAACAUCAACUGUUAAGUAGU
Fusarium redolens is the source of this 627-nucleotide messenger RNA. RefSeq lists its product as uncharacterized. The transcript has a single exon. NCBI's taxonomy places the organism in Eukaryota, Fungi, Ascomycota, Sordariomycetes, Hypocreales, Nectriaceae. The record is from RefSeq and is a predicted model, not a curated record. Bases 157 to 504 code for a protein of 115 amino acids.